This is a messenger RNA of Drosophila rhopaloa, 6300 nucleotides long. Its product is annotated as high affinity cGMP-specific 3',5'-cyclic phosphodiesterase 9A. Gene Ontology annotation, biological process: cGMP catabolic process. Bases 1405 to 6015 code for a protein of 1536 amino acids. The record is from RefSeq and is a predicted model, not a curated record. NCBI's taxonomy places the organism in Eukaryota, Metazoa, Arthropoda, Insecta, Diptera, Drosophilidae. Gene Ontology annotation, molecular function: 3',5'-cyclic-GMP phosphodiesterase activity. The transcript has 10 exons.
ACUGCGUUGGAAAAAUCCGUUGACGGUUAUUUCAUUUUCAUUUGGUGUCGGUGGCUUGCACCGUGAAUAUCGCGCCGGAGUCAAAAAAAUAUACAAAAAUUAAAGCUAAUAUCAGGGAUGACAAAAAAAGAAGAAAAACGAAACUGCUACCGGUCGUUAAUUAUUUAAUUGAAUAAUGAAGUGCUGGUGAUAGAAGUGAAUCGAAUUAUAAAAUUGUGCAUUCUUAGGGAUUUUUUUUUCUUGUUCUUAAAAACUUAACUUAUUAAUCAAAUUUAGUAUGAAUUUAUUUCAAAAAAUUGUCCUUUAUAUUAAAUUGUGUCUUCGAAGGCGAACCUUUUCAAAUAUUUAAAUGCGGUCGCCUGGCUUUUAUUUUAUUUGAAUUUAUGAUAUACUUAAUAUGAAUAUGCAUAUAUGAAAUUGUUUUUUGUUGUUUUUGUUGAGAGUGCAGUGCGAGUGUGUUUGUGAGGAAGUUAUAGUUUAAUGUUGGUUAGCUUCAAUUGUCGAGCAACAAAAAAAAAAAUAAUAAUACAGCAUCAGCAACAACAAUAGCAAAAACAACAAAGCGAUGCUGAUUGAUGUCACACACACCACGAAAAAAAUAAAUUAUCACCUUGAAGGAGCUUAUCAAUUUUGCGUGCACAUAAUGAUGUUAUCUUGGAAAUUACUUAAGUUUAGUUCAAUUUAGAGAUUUUGCCAGAGCCCUCAAAACGGAAACGGAAGUGACGACCAGAGGAAGGAGGAAAAGCGCAGGACGGCAGGACGAACGGCUGAAUAAUGCAAAUUAAAACACAAUAAAAUGUAAAACACAAAUGACAACAGAACUGAGAACGGCGAACGGAGCGCAAAAUAGCAAAAGCAAAAACAAAAACAAAAGAAAGUGAAGCGGUUGACAUGCCAAAAAAAAAUGCGCGUGGCGGCAACUUUUCCACUGAAUUGAUUUGAUUUGAGUUUGAGCCAGGAGUUCUGGGCGCCGGCAUACGGAGCGUAUGCGCGAUACGUAUACGCAAUAUAGGGCGCCGGGGGAGCGGCGGAAAUUUGCAUAACUUUGCUGGCGUGGCAUAAACAUCAAAAACAAAUUGCAAGUAACAAAAGGAAACAACGGUCAUAAAAACGGCGCCAGCCUCGUAAAAAUACGUAAAAAUUCGCCCCCCGCUCCAAAAAAUACAAAACAAAACAAAAAACCCCCCCCUUCACUCACUCUCACUUGCUGGUAAAAUUAAUUUAUGCAGCAAAUCAAAAACGAAUAGGGAAGAAAUAUAAAAGUAAUCGCAGGCAGUAACAAUUAAGACAGCAAAGGGAAAAGCAAGGAAACGCAGGGAAAAGCUGAGAAAAGCCGGGAAAAUCGCUGGCAAGUGCAGCGGCCAAAACAGUGUCGAAGAAACGGUUAGCAAGGGUUGCUUAUAAAUGUACCAGGACAGUGGCUGCAGCAGCAGUAGCAGUCGACGCGGCAGCAGCAGUGCAGCAGCAGCAGCAGCAGCAGCAACAUCUACAGCAGCAGCAACUGCAGCAGCAGCAGCAGCAGCAACAACAACCAGCAGCAGCGACGAGGAAACGCUCGAAACGCUCACAAUUAUAACCACCACCAUCACCGAGAGCGAUAUCCAUGCGAAUGCGACGACCACAACCACGACGGUUAUAGCCAGCGGUACGGCGACCACGGCGGCAACAGCAACACUUGCCACACUAGCAACACUUGCCACCGCAACCGCGACCACCACCAGCGACAUCGAGGACAGCAGUCCGGUGGAGAGCGAGGACAGUGCCGAGUGCGAGUACAUUGAGAUCGAUUGCCAGACGACCGCCCAGGAGAACACCUCGCCGAGCGGCGGCAGCAGCAGCAGUUGCGGCAAUGCGGCCUUGCUGCAGCGCAGCAGCAACCACCAGCAGCAGCAGCAGCAGCAACAUCUACAGCAGCAACAGCAGCAGGCGGACGUACGAUUGUUGCGCAAGAUUGGCUACAUUGCAUCGCGAGUGCGUUGCCUGUCCAAAUACUACGGCGAUUUCCGGCUGGUGAAUCCGUACAGUGCCCGCCGACAGCGGCGCCAAUUGCAGGAGAUCCUGCUCCGGCACUCGAUCUUCGAUCCCGGCAAGGAGCACCAGCGGGCGAUUGUCUUGGCCGCGGCCACAGCGGCAAUUGCCGGCCCUCUGGCGGCCAUCGAUUGCGCCUGCGGCAGCAGCAGCAUCAGCUUAGAGGCGGUCAGCAGCAGGAGUCGCAGCAGUGAGCUGGAGGUGGAGGAGCACCAGGAGGAGGAUCAGGAGGAGCAGCAGCAGCAGCAGCCAGGUGAGGGCACAGGCGAGGGAGAAGCCGAAGGCAACGCAGAGGGUGCAGAGCCGGCGAUUGCAGUCACCACCACCACCACGGCCACCGUGCGCCGGAAGUCGUCGAGCAGCUCCACCAUUAGCGGCACCACCACCGUUUCCGGUUCCGUCUCCGUCUCGGCAUCCGCCUCGCAAUCCUUCUGCUCCAACAACAUCAAUCUGCUCGAAGAGCUGCUCAUCCAGUUCUACGAGGAGCAGGAUCACCGCGGCAAUCUGACUGUGAUCCGGCACCAACAUCAUCAUCAUCAGCAGCAGCAGAGGAUCACCAACAACAACAACAAUAACAACUGCAACAGCAUACAGAACAACAACAAUAUGUCGAAUCCUGGAGGUGCCACAGCAACAGUGGCAGCCGUUGCAACCACAGCACUCAGCGUGGAGCAACCUGCAACGUCGAGUGGCAGCAGCACCACCACCACCACAACCACCACCCACUUGCAACCCACCUCGCUGCCCGAUGGCGGCGAUAAUCCGCGACGCCGGCGGGCCAGCGAUUGCUCAGCGGUCCAGGCCGCCCUCCAGAAUCAGCUGCACUGCAUCACGCUGAAGAACAACAAUUGCGGCAAGGCGAUGCCCUUCCAUCGCGGCAGUUGCGGUGCCGCCGGCGAGCAUCUGUUGGCUGCCAAUUCCAUUGCCAAUCGGGCAACCAUCAUCCUGAGCAAGUCAUGCAGCAAUGUCGAUGGCGAUGUGGCAGCCACCGCCCUGAGUUCCGCCGGCUUUGGUGGCAACAAGAUGCGGGCCAGUGCCACCGACAUCGAGUCGAAUGCGCUCAACGGGGCCAGGGAUGCCAUGGCCACGAUUGUCUCGAAUAAUGGGAAUGGCAAUGGGAACGGGAAUGGGAACGGGAAUAAUGGGAACAACGGCAACAACGAGUACAGCAUCCUCCAGCUGAACAACACGAUCAUCCAGUGCCACUUCAACGACGACGACUUCCGUGCUUUGGUCAAGGACCUCAAGCGCAAGGUCGAGUACACGGAGCGCAUGAACUGGCUAUGUCUCUCAAAACGACCGCUGGGGCCGCCGCAUCGUAAAAGCAGUCUACCAAAGCAUCAGGAGGUGAAGCGCCGCUUCCUGGAAAUUUGUGAUACGACCUUCUCGGAGGAGGUGAGGGCCGCCCUCCGCCUGCCGGCCUUCGAUUCUUACGAGUGGGGGGACGCCGACGUCAUCCACCUCAUGCAGACCAUGUUCGUCGAGCUGGGAUUCAUCGAGAAGUUCAGCAUCCCGGUGGAUACACUGCGCGAAUGGCUCUACGAGGUCUACAAGCACUACAACGAGGUGCCCUUCCACAACUUUCGCCACUGUUUCUGCGUUGCCCAAAUGAUGUAUGCCAUAACGCGCCAGGCGAACCUGCUAAGUCGUCUAGGCGACCUGGAGUGUCUGAUCCUGCUGGUGUCCUGCAUCUGCCACGACCUUGACCACCCCGGCUACAACAACAUCUACCAGAUCAAUGCCCGCACCGAGCUGGCUCUCAGAUACAAUGACAUCUCGCCGCUGGAGAAUCACCAUUGUUCGAUAGCAUUCCGCCUGCUGGAGCAUCCCGAAUGCAAUAUAUUCAAGAACUUCAGCCGCGACAACUUCAAUAACAUUCGCGAGGGCAUCAUCCGUUGCAUUUUGGCCACGGACAUGGCCCGUCACAAUGAGAUCCUCACCCAGUUCAUGGAGAUCACGCCCGUCUUCGACUACAGCAACCGUGCGCACAUUAAUCUGCUCUGCAUGAUCCUGAUCAAGGUGGCGGACAUCUCGAACGAGGCGCGACCCAUGGACGUGGCCGAGCCCUGGCUGGACCGCCUGCUCCAGGAGUUCUUCGCCCAGAGUGCCGCCGAGAAGUCGGAGGGAUUGCCGGUGACGCCCUUUAUGGACCCCGACAAGGUCAGCAAGCCGGGCUCCCAGGUCCGCUUCAUCGGCCUGGUGCUCCUCCCACUUUUCGAGGCCCUGGGCGAACUGGUGCCGGAGCUCACCGACCUCAUCAUCAUACCCGUGCGCAUCGCCCUGGAGUACUACAGGCGCCUCAACGAUGCCCAGACGAAGACGCGAAAGUCGGUGGCGGACAGCAACACGUCGGCGACCUCGGACAGCAACAGCGGCACCAUCGACUCCAAUGCGGCGAUGGUCAGCACUCCGGGAGCGGCCAGCGAUAAGAUGAGUCUGGACAAGGGCCAGGGCAAUUCGCAGGGCUCCGGCGGCGGAGGAGCUGGUGGCACUGGAUCCGGAUCGGGAUCCGGUGGUGGUGGCGGUGGCGGUGGCAACAAUGCCGCCGGCAGCGUCUCCCCGCAAAUGCCGCGCUCCGGAUCGGGGAUCAGUGUCAAGUCGCGGCGCAGCAUCCCGUCGCAGAAGUCCGCCUCGAGGACGUCCGUGGAUGAGCCCGGCGGAAUGGCGGCGGAGCUCCACGAUUUGCCCGAGGGCAGCGAGAGCGGCGACUCGGAAACGGCCACCGAAGUGGAUGUGGCCGAGAAGACGUCCAAGUUCAAGGUGGACACGGAGGGCAGCAGCAACCGGAGCAAGUCCUCGCACUCCACCUCCCGCAAAUCCUCCCGCGAGAAGCGGCCCUCGAUGAUCGGCGAACUGUGCAGCAGUGGCGGUGGCCAGCGGAUCCGGAACUCCUAUGGGAACAUCCAUGGCUACCACAGCAAUCGCUGUCACUUUGGCAACAAUCGGGCGGUCAGCUUGGAUCAGUACAGCAGUGCCGGGAAUCGCCGUUUGUCCGACGGAUUGCCGCAGGUGAUCUCGGAUAGCAAUGUAUUCUAUGGACGGCACAAUCGCUGCGGCUUGGAGGCCACCGGCGGUGGUGGUGGUGGUGGUGGUGCAGUGGUUGCCCAUCCGCAGGACACCAAUGCCAAUACAAAUCAUCCGGGGAGUUGCCAGCUGAAGGAGCUACUCGCUCGCACCGAGGCGGAUUCGGAGGGUGAGGGGGGAGGUGGAGUUGGAGGUGGGGGCGAUGCCAAGGAGGAGAAGAUGCCACUGGCCAUUGCACCACCGGCGAUGGUGGUGGCCACCUCAUCGAAUGGCAAUAUAUCGCCACCGCCCCAGGUGGUCACCGAGCAAAUCCUGCCCAGCAAUGGCAGUGCACGCAGCAGCAAUGCCAGCGGUGGCUCCGCAAUUCCUGGAGGAUCGGGUGGAGUGCCAGGACCAUCGACUGGCGGUGGCAGUUCCUGGAAAUCGCGACUGCGCCAAUUCUCCGACUACUUUAGCUUCAGCUUCGACAAGGGCAACAAGCGCUUCGGCAGCACACGGAGUAGUCCAUGUCCCGGUUCCAAUUCCAAUUCGGGACGGGCCAACAAUAAUGCCAAUGGUUUGGUGGAAAAUCAAGAGGGAUCAGGCGGUGGCGGUGGAGCCAUAAAACCGGGAAUGUGCUGCACCAUCACCACCAACAGUACAGGAUCGCCGGCAAGGGGCGAGGCUGGAGGAGCCGCAGGAGGAGGCAGUGGAGCCAUGACCACCGGUAAUGAUGCCGCCCAUCAGCGCCAUCGCGCCUACAGCCUGGAUGUGCCCGGCAUGAUGCGAUACUCCUCCAACGACAGCAGUCGCCAUCCCAGCAGCAACACCCUGCAGAGUGCGGGUGGAGGAGGAGGAGGUGGAGGAGGAGGUGGAGCAGGAGCAGGAGGAUUGGAGGCCAAUGCCCCACAAGUGCCACCCAGUCUCAGUGUGGAGCUGGGCCUGGCCAGCGGCUCGUCAUCGGAGGCGGGCCCAAAGAUUUGACAACAGGGGAGCACCAGGGAGGAUUCACGGGCACGAGGAGGCAAGGGGGAGGAGAAGGAGGAGGAGGAUCACGAGGAGGAGGACGACGACGACGACGACGAGGAGCACCGCCGGCUGCAGCAGCAUCAGCAGGCAGACGCCUCCUCCAGCUGCGAGGUGUCCUCCAUGUCGAUGACCGUGUGGUCGGCAAUUGGCCAGCGUUUGAACGCCCUCGUCUGUCAUUGUUGCGAACGCAAGCUGCCCGAACCGGAAAAUGUCUAAAUGGAGAGGGGAUAGGGGGGGGAG